AGAAGACGCUGUGUGGUUAUCGUGUCUCUAAUAUGUGGUUUUGUUUUUGGUUGAAUUGGGGAACUUAAAGAUUGCUGACACACAAAAUAAUUAUUUAAAUGAAUAACCGGCCAACUCAAAGUAAACUGGUAUACAAGGGACCUGUGAAAUGGGUUUACAAAUGUAUGCUUAAUCAUAAUGUGAUAUUUAGGUGUCCAAAUACACGAAAACUUAUUAUCAGUGGGUAAAAUAAAAAUAAAUUAGAAAUGUAAUGCUGUGACUAAAUUCACUAACUUAAAAAAGAAAGUACCAAACAUGGAAAAGGGGGAAUUUUGUCACGAUUUUGCCUGCUGUACUAAUCAUUAUGUUCUGUAUAUAAUGAAGACGCUUGUUAUACAAGUUAUACAUGCUUACUUUUUGGAACAGUUCCAGAGUCGUUAGGUCAAAUCAGAUGUAAUGAACUUUGUUGUCUGCGUCUAAAUGGAUGCAUUAACUAAGUCUCUGACGACAUAUAUCGACAAUUUGCUUAAAAAUAAUUUAAAAACUACAGUAGGUUAUAUAUAUGGUACAGUAUAUAUACAGUACUGUAGAUUCACCAUACUGUAAACUAUGGUGUCAAUUUCCUUUCAACCAAUUUUGUAAUUUCUUACAGGGAACUGGUUGAAAUAUACUGCCUACUCUAUUGGACCCGAGCCAUUUACUCCCUUUACAAAAAGUUUCGACGGUUCCCAUAAAGUAAACAGGGAACGUCAGUUUUCCUAAUAUGGUCAUUAGUCACAGCGUCAUAACGAUUCCGCUUUCACAUGGAUACGUUAAGAUACGUUUACGAAAGGGGCUUGGAAUUCAACGCGCUGUCCGUAAUUGCAGUCCCACGCGUUUGUGUGACAAAGAGCCGGUUUAAAAGAAAUGGAAACUGAAAGUAGUAACAGCAACACGUUGUAUCACCAGCCUAAAUAUACAGUCUUUCUCUUUUGGCUGCACAUUUUCAGAAGCAUUCAGUCAGCGCAGCAACAACCAGAUAUACCUCUGCAACAAGUGGAGAGUGCUGUCCUCGUCUCAAAACCCCCAGGACUAAUUGACGGACCUAGUGGUUUGAGAAUGCGGGUGGUGCUGUUGAAGUAGGAUUCAGCUAAAUGGUCCUCAAACUGAUGAGGAGAGGGGCAGCGAGAUGUCUCCGGUACUCAUGGAUGAGGAACUGUACAGUUCAGGAAGCUCACUGUCAGCAGAGGAGAACACCAGCAACACCACUGGAUCUGAGGACAACUCAGGGAUGAAAAGACGAGAAAAGAACAGGGACGCGGCCAGGAAAACCCGCAAGAAACAGACGGAGAGAGCAGACGAACUUCAUCAGGAACUUCAGCGCCAAGAACGAGCAAAGUCUGCAUUACAAAAAGAGAUCACUGCAUUGAAGAAAGAGGUCCAACACUACGCCAAAAUUCUUCAAAAUCAUGAACCUUACUGCCACCUGAGAGCCUCUCAUUCUGCCUUCAGCUCUACGGCCUCGCUUCCAAUCAAAGACCAGCUCAAGUCUAUUCCUUGUCAAUCUAACGUCCUGGCCUCAGACUCUCAUUCUGCUGCUCUAAUGUCAGUCUCUACCUCAUCAUUGUCCAGUAAAAACACGAAUUUUGCAGGUGCUGAUUCUACAGCUACAAAAUUCUCCUCAUCCUCUAUUCCAACGGAGCUCACAACCUCCUCCUCGUUUACCAGCCCUGUGGCUCUGCCUUAUCUUUCUGCAGCUUCACUACAAGCCUCUGUCUCGUUGUUUAACAAAGAGCCUCCAGAAAUUUCCCUGCCAGAAGAUGUGAUCCAUAAAACUGCUUUUAUGUCAAGUGCAUAUUGUAAUUCUGUUACUGUGGAUGAAAUUUCAAAGAAACAAACAUCACCCAAGAAUGCACCAUCCAGCAUCGAGGACUCAUUUUCUUCUUUAGCAGGAAAAGGUAAAGGUGUUACAACACAUGGUUCCUCUGAGAAUGUUCCUCAGCUUUAUCCAGGUUGGCACAGUGGGAAUCUGAACAUUACUGGUCCAAUGACAUCACUUCCUGAUCCUCCAACCCCAACAAUUUCAUCUCAGAUGAAGUUGGAGUCGUUUCCUAUCCCUCCCAUUUCCUUAAAGCCUCAUUUCAAAGAACAAUUGACUCCUGGUCUUUCCUUCCUCAGUGUCCCCUCUCAUCCAAAUGUGCUUGAGAAUAAUAACGAUGGCUCUCAAGGACACCUGCUGUUGCCACGGUCAACACCAGGAGACCUUUCCUUCUCUGAAUUUCUGGAGGGCAAUGAUUGGAUCCUAAGUGAAUCAAACAGUUAUUAACACUACAUGUAAUUUGUCAAAUAUUUAUAUAAUUCUGCAGUUGGAUUGAGAUGUACUGGUAUAAACAUCAAACAAAUUUUGCAGCUAUGAAUUAGAUUGUAAUUUUAUUAGAUCCAUAGAUGAUACAGUAUUAAUCCCCGACAUUCAGUUCAAGGAAAAGUAAACCACGUUAUUUACCGCUUAUUAAUAAAUCUAAACACGGCUCCUUUCCGGUAGGGGGUGCUGUUGCUGCAGUAGGCAAAAAGCACGUAAUAUUUAUUAUUUGUGACUACUGAUUAUCAAAUCACAAGCCACUUGCUGUUGUUGUAACUGUAUAGCUGGUAAGCUGGCUAAAGUUGGGGGUUUGUGUGAACAGAAAUAAACCCAGAUUGGAAUGAUAUAAUUCAAAUCAAUCAAAGCAUGUUCAUCUCCUCAGGCCUCAAGACUUUCAGUGAAUUUAAAGUAAAGUAACAGCUGUAGGAGAUCAAAUCAAACUAUUUAUUAGCUGUCUGUCCAGUGUUUCUCGGUCAUUUGGUCACAGUUGAAAUUAGCAGUUGAAACACUGUGACUGUGUCACUUUUCUUCCUAUAAAUAUUACACAGAGAAGUUUCCAUUCUUGUGCUGCAGCUACAAGGGAGCAUUUAAAGGUAAUGCACACUCAUAUUCCUUUGAUUGUGAUUUUGUGGGAACUAAUACUUGAGUAAUAGUGUGCAACGGGUCUAAUGGAGGAAAACACCUGGUUGCAAAAUGCUAAUUUUAAGACCCUAAUAUCUAAAUUUAAAAGUUGUAUGGCAAUGGUCGUUAAAUAUAUAGACAGUGAAUUCCAAGUGAUCAGAGUCUGAAUUGAAAAUGUUAUAAAUCGAGUAAAGCUAGAGCCUUGAUGUGACUGACUUAAAUCAUAAUGUGCUACUUUGCUGUAGAUAACUGAUAGUCUUUUCUAGGUUUACUGAUGACUAAUGGCCACAGUUGUCAUUUUAACUCAUACUUUCUGGUGUUCGGUGGUUAAAGGAUGGUAUUGGUGUUGAAGUAAGUGACUAAAAUGCAGCAGUGAUUUUAGUUUUAGUGCUUUGUUCGCUCCCAAGACCGGUAGAUGAAACCCAUUACAUGCACAUCAAAAAUGUGGAUCUUGAUUUUGUGUUUCUAUAUGUCUAAAUGACUUAGAGCUUGAAUUUUAAGCAGGCACCAGUAUAGUGAUGACAUAACAUAUCUUUGUUCUGACGGUUAUGGCACUGGUCUAUGUUCAGAGAAUAUUAGAAUUAUCUUCAUAUUUAUACAAUAUCUAUUGGGAUUCAGCCGGUCUGAGAAAAGAACAUUUUUAAUUGUCAUGCAAUCGAUUAAAUACAUUGUGCUAUUAUAGCAACUGCAAUAAAACUGAAUCAUAAAAUAAAAAAAUAAAAAGCA
Molecule: messenger RNA, 3664 nt
Organism: Cynoglossus semilaevis (tongue sole)
Lineage: Eukaryota; Metazoa; Chordata; Actinopteri; Pleuronectiformes; Cynoglossidae
Gene: batf2
Product: basic leucine zipper ATF-like transcription factor 2
Exons: 3
Coding region: 1148-2284 (378 amino acids)
Biological process (GO): regulation of transcription by RNA polymerase II
Cellular component (GO): nucleus
Molecular function (GO): DNA-binding transcription factor activity, RNA polymerase II-specific; RNA polymerase II cis-regulatory region sequence-specific DNA binding
Source: RefSeq, a predicted model, not a curated record